Messenger RNA from Paramecium sonneborni, 1963 nucleotides. The record is from the annotation of a GenBank genome assembly. Lineage: Eukaryota; Ciliophora; Oligohymenophorea; Peniculida; Parameciidae.
AUUGAAUUAAUCAUGAGUAGAAAACCAAUUUUUGUAGAUAAGUAAUCAUAAUAGGGUUAUUUAUAUAAUUAACCUACUUAAAUAUAAACUGGUAGAUAAGCUGAUACUAGGAUUGCCAAUAUGAAAAAUACAGAACACCUAUUGAUGGGUAUUAUUUUAAUAUCAUUCAGCUCCUUAACAUAAUUCUCCAUUUUCUACUUUCAGUACUGCUAUUUAAUCUUAAGAUGCUUCAUUUUUGAGUAAUAAAGUAGAAGAUUCAAGUGUUGGAUUUUAAUAAAUUUUAAAACAUGUGAAUUAAUUAAUAUUGGAAAAAUCAUAGGCCCAAGAAUCAAAGAUUAAAGAAUUAUAAAAUCAAAUUGAUUCAAAUAGAACUAUUAUUUUUGAUAUUAGAGGAUAAAAUACUAUUAAUGCUGAUUAAUUAAGCAUGAAAUUUAAAUAAUUUGAAGAAUCUGUAAAAUUUGUUUUUCUAUUUUCUAGAUAAAGACAUAAAUUAAAAAGGCUUAAGAAGAAUUAGUAAAUUAAUAGGUUAAUUUUUAAAACGAUUAUUAAAUAAGGUUCAAAGAAUUACAAGAAUCGACUGAUAAUAAAAUAAAAUUGUUAUAAAAAGAAAACUAGUAAAAUUUAGUUAAAUUUAAAGAAGACUCUUAAAUAAGAAUUCCACCUUAAAUUAAUCUUAGUGAAGAAAAGACAAUUAAAGAUAUUCAAUAAAAAAUUAGGGAUCUUUAAUUAUUAUUUGAUUCUUAACAUAAUGAGUUUACUUUAUAUGAUUAAAAAACAAAGUAAAUAUCUUUUUUAAUAUCAUUUUAGAUAAUAAUUUGUAAAAUUAGAAAAAAAUGUAUCUGAAUAAUCACAAAAAAUUAGUGUAUAAGAAGAAUAGACUAUAGCUUAAUUCAAAACAUUUUAAAAUAAUUAAUAAAGUAAUAUUGCUUAAGCUAGUAAAAAACUAUCAGAUGAAAUUGAAUUUAAGUUAUAAUAAAUUUAGAAUAUGAUCCAGUAAAAAACAUUUUCAUAGUCUGAUAAGUAAUUGAUAAUAUAUAAAUUAGAUUGACAGAAUUAACACUUUAAUAAGCAGAUUUGAAUAAGAUUACUCAAGGAGUUUUUGAUUUACAGAAUUCUUACAAGUUAUUGUCUUAAUAAUAUUAAGAUUUGACUAUAAGAUUAGAAAAACACUUAUCCUAAAAUUCUAAAUUUGAACUGUCUUUAAAUUAAUUAGAAUAGAAAGUUGAUUAGGUAUAUUUAAUAUCAUAGAUUUUAGAAUAAAGAUGAAAUCGAUAAUGGAAUUACUUAAUUAAAAUUAGAACUUUCUAGUUUAGCCAAAUAAUUUGAGAGAGUGAAAUAAGAAUAUAAAAAUUAGUUUGAAUAUCUAUAAGAUUAAUAGAAUAAAUCAAAUGAAGAAAUUAGAAAAUCUCAUUAAGAGCUUUUAUUUUCAUUUAAACAAACAGAAUAAGUUUAUUGGAUUGAUGAAAAUAAUAAGAAAAAACCUGAAAUAUAAUAAGCAUAGGUUCAAGUGUUUAAUUAUGAAGAAGAUUCAGAAAGUAAAAGUGAUUAAUAAUAAAAUGAAUUUUCAGAAUAAAACACAAUUGUAAAAGUUUUUUUUAUUUUUUAAGGAAUAAAUAGAGCCAGAAUUUGAAAAAGAAGCUUUUAUGGAUAAAUUGAAAGCAUUGAGUCCUUCUAAAAAUAAUUAAAUUUAGGAUGAAAAGAUAAUAGAUGUAAAAGAGGAAAAUUAAAAUUAAAUAAAUAAUUAAAAAGAGGAAGAAGAAGAUGAAGAUGAUGAUAAUGAAGCAACAUAUUAAUUAGACGAAAAUGGUUACUUAUUGGAUGAAGAUGGAAAUUAUUUAUUAGAUGAAAAUGGUUAAAUGAUUCAAUUAAACGAAACCUAAAUAGAAUAUUUAAGAAAAUAAGAUAUGGUUUAAGAGGAAGAUAAUUGAUAAUCAUCAUGACUUAAUCAUUUAAAUUAAAUGAG